Messenger RNA from Ectocarpus siliculosus, 2451 nucleotides. The record is from the annotation of a GenBank genome assembly. NCBI's taxonomy places the organism in Eukaryota, Phaeophyceae, Ectocarpales, Ectocarpaceae.
AUGGCCAGCCAGCUGGACACCGAGGUGCUUUGCACGCUCUUGGAAGGAGAGCCUCCCGCCGAGAACAUCGGGUCAGCAUCACCACCAACAAAGAAGGAAGACCGCAACAGUGGUGACGGUGGCGUUGGUGGUGAUGGUAGUACGGGAGGCGGCCAGAGCGGUAGUGGUGGCGGUGAGAGCGGCAGCGGUGGCGUGGAGAGCGGUAGUGGUGGCGGUGAAACCGGCAGCGGUGGCGGUGGUGGUGGCAAAGGGAGCGAAGGCAGCGGUCGCCUCAGCAGUGGUAGUGGCGGCAACGACGAGGGCGGGGAUGCAGAAGGAGACGGAAAACCCGAAAAGUCACGCUUCAGCGUGCUCUUGGGGAUGCUGACCAUAGCUACCAUGGUGGACGCCGAGGGUAAAGCCGCGGCUAGCUGGGCCGCCAAAUCGGCUGCUGGGAGGGGGCAAGAAGACCAAGAGGUCGAUGGUCAAGCAGAACGAGGGGCGAGGCUGGAUAGCGCGGAGAACGAGGACGGCGGCAGCGUCGGCAGCAGCGUCGGCAGCAGCGUCGGCAGCGGUGUCAGGGGCGUCGUCGCUGUUCUGGACGACGGGCACGAGAUGGACCCUUACAGCUGCGACCUCGUCAAGGCGUCCACCAAGUAUCUUCAUCAGCGGCUUCUGGUAGUCCUUGUUAGCCCUCCGCUGCCGGGGAUCAUCACCAAGCAUCGCCACACUUCCGGAAGUUGUGCGUCUCAUGGAGGAGGAAGAAGCGACAGUGGAGGACACGUGGGUGAACAUGGAGACGAAGAUAGCAGCACCGCCUGCACCAGCGGAAGCGAGGACGAGAGCGUUUUGUCAGACGACGAUCCCGAUCGUACAGUAACGGUCGUCUCUAACGUUCUACCGAUACUGAAUGCUGUCGGGGAACUAGAAAGCGGCGGAGGUGGCGGCGACGAGAGGAACAGCAUGCCGGGUUCGGUUGAUUCGGAGGUGGGGCCCGCCUCCACAGGCGUGUCUUGCUCGGAGCCAGUCACGAAGGCAACGGCGGGGAGACCUGAGCUGACUCCACCUUAUAGGGCCGAAAGAGGGAGCCGUAGUUCGGCCGCGGAGCACGCGGGUGGGAAACCGGAUGGAGCGGGUGGAGGCAACAACGACGGGAAGAAGGCUAGGAAGAGUGGAGGCGAGCUCGGCAUAAAAAGGAACGGGGACAAAGUUAUGCGCAGGACUAGCAAACGUCGUAGCAGAACCAGCGACGACGGCAGCGGCGGAGCACCAAAGGCUCCAGGAAGCACUCUCCACCUCCAGGUUCUAGUGCGUUCGCUUCGGUACGAAGAGACUGUCCAGCUGGGAUGCCGGCACCUGGGCUGCGACGAGCUGGACCCCGUUGUUGGGGUGGCCCUCUACCUUCAGACAAAUGGGAAUCCCCUUUCUAUCAUCGGCUACUGUAACCUCAUGGUGGAAAGGAACCUUGGGGAGGUCACCUUAACUACCACUGGCGUUACUCCAACGACGUCAGCCAACCCAAGCCACACAGCAUCUGCAGCAGCACCAAAAGUCGGGGGGGGCGCUCAACCUCCGGCUGUCGACGCGAACAAGGACGAUGUCGACAUCUCCACCGCAGAACCGUCCAUAGCAGCAGCAGCAGCGGUCGCAGCCAUGCUAGAAACGGCAGUUGAGUCGGUGGCGCAAGGGCUGGAAGGUGGAAACAGGCAGGGGCUCCUCGCGGGAGACAAUGCCGCCGGUGAUGAAAAGGGAAAGCACGAGACACAAACUCCACAGAAUAACGUUCCGCCUGCGACGAUUUUCAGGUUUCAAGAAAACAUGAACGUGUUCAAGGUUCUCGAGGGCACGGUGCCUUCUUCCGUGGAGAGCCGCAUCAUUGCUUUUCUAGGCUGUCUUUCGGCGCAACAGUCCUUCAUCCUCAGGGUUAUGAGCGUCAUCGGCACCCGGGCGAUAGAGGCCGAGCUCGUGGAGGCCGUGUACCCCAUCCCUAUUAAAGGGAGCACUUUGCGAGAAGACCUUCACGCUCUGGAGGCUUGCCGGUUGAUCAAGAUUGACAAAGUUGCGAAUGAGACGCACCCCGGGCAAUCCCAGGCUGCUGCCGCCGCUGCCGCAGCCGAGACGUUCGCUGCGGGUUCGCGGACCGGAACCGAACGCACACGUCAUCACCGUGACCACCACAAGCUGACACUCUCUUUCAGGGAUCUGGUAAUCCAUCAGGUCGUCUACAAGAGACUGAGUCACAACCACCGAAACCAGCUGCACGGAAGCAUCGCCGAUUGGCUCUCGUAUCGGCAGCAACAAAGCGCGAAGUCGGUAGGUCGAAAGCAUAUCUUGGCGCGAGGCAGUCACAAAUGGGUGGUCCAUGCGUGGCAACGGCCCGUUUGCGCGUACGAGGACAUUUCAGAGUUCCUUGCGAUAUUGACCCUGAAAUGCCUUUCUUUCUCUUGCUGCGCUUUGAGUGCGGUCUUGUAG